This is a messenger RNA of Pseudogymnoascus destructans, 789 nucleotides long. RefSeq lists its product as uncharacterized. The coding region runs from base 337 to 735 and encodes 132 amino acids. NCBI's taxonomy places the organism in Eukaryota, Fungi, Ascomycota, Leotiomycetes, Thelebolales, Thelebolaceae. The record is from RefSeq and is a predicted model, not a curated record. The transcript is spliced from 2 exons.
GCUCUAAAAUUGCACAUGUUACGAGCAAAUUAAUUAUCUACGUUCGGUGGCUUCGCGGGUGGUUUUGCGAUUCGGUUAAUAGCAGCUCAUUGCUCACGUUUGGAGUGGCGAUAUUGCUUGCAAUGAAUAUGUACUCAAGGAAUUGCAGCGAACGAAGCUCCAGCUAGUUGUGUUUGGGCAUGGCCUCGUUCAGUAACCAACUCACGGUGGACUCAAAAUGGGAAUUGCAGGUAUCCCUGAUGGACGACUGACAUCGGAGGUUUCCAUGGUGGUGACGACAAAGCAUUCAGAGAGCUGUUCGUAAGAUGGUUCCAGUGGGGGGCCUUCUGCCCCGUCAUGCGUCUCCAUGGUGACCGCGAACCGCACAAGCCGCAGCGCGGCACUACGAGUACUGUAGGAGCCACCUGCACGUCAGGCGCCGACAACGAAGUGUGGUCUUACGGACCUGAGGUCGAGAUGAUAUGUAAGAAGUACAUGCUUCUGCGCGAGGAAAUGCGAGAGUAUACCAUAGAGCUGAUGCGCGAGGCGCACGAGAAGGGGACGCCUGUGAUACGGACCUGCUUUUAUGAGUAUCCGGAGGAUCCGAAAUGCUGGGAAGUUGACGAUCAAUAUAUGUAUCUAUGUGCGCCAGUUCUGCAGGCUGACUGCAUCACCCGGACAGUUUACUUUUCCAAACGCAAAAAGUGGAAGUUGCUGGAUGGAAUAGAUAUGAAGGCGGCCAGACACGGAACGUAGACUGUCCACUUUAUACAAUGCCUGUGUUUGUCAGACAGGAUGAGUGAAACCACA